ACCAGGAGGAGAGGAGACUGAGAGAGCAGCACAUUGUUCACAAUCAAGACACUUAUCUGUGUUUACAUAAGGGAACAACAACAACGGAACACAUUAGAGAUACCGAGACUGAUUAUUGCAGAACAAUGUCAGUUUACAAUUGCUCUUUUGAUCUAAUUGCUGAAAAAGGCGGCUGGUUUUGUUCUCCGGGGGGAAUGUGCGUCAAUCUGACCUCUGGUGUGAAUGGAAGCCACAUUGAUCUGGAUGAUGCAUGUCUAACAGAGGAAGGGUACCUGGAGAAAUAUUUGGGGCCUCGUCGAUCAUCUGUGUUUCUUCCCGUCUGCCUCAUGUACCUGGUCAUUUUUCUGUUUGGUGUGGUGGGGAAUGUGCUGACGUGCACUGUCAUUGCACGCAACAAAGUCAUGUGGACUCCAACCAACUACUACUUGUUCAGCCUGGCAGUGUCAGACCUGCUGGUGCUGCUGCUCGGUAUGCCGUUAGAGCUGUAUGAGCUGUGGCAGAACUACCCCUUCCUCCUGGGGAAGGGUGGCUGCUACUUUAAGACGUUCCUAUUCGAGACUGUUUGCCUGGCGUCUAUCCUCAACGUGACAGCGCUGAGCGUGGAGCGUUACAUCGCUGUGGUGCACCCGCUACGCGCAAAGUACGUUGUAACACGUACCCAUGCCAAGCGAGUCAUCCUUACGGUGUGGGGUGUAUCUGUGUUGUGUGCUUUGCCAAACACAAGUCUACAUGGCAUCAACUUCCUUCACGGUCGAUUCACCGGCCCUGCUGGGAACAUAACAAUGCAGAUCCCAGACUCAGCAAUCUGUACUCUGGUGAAACCGCACUGGAUGUACAACCUGACCAUCCAGGUGACCACCUUCCUAUUUUUCAUUCUGCCCAUGCUCACAAUCAGCGCUCUUUACAUGCUCAUUGGAUUGCAGCUUAAGCGGGAGAAGAUGUGUCACACACUGGAGUCAAAGACAGUCUUUGGACAGGACAGCUACUGUCACGUUCGGACACAGCAGCAGAAGGCCCGUCGCCGGCAGGUCACUAAAAUGUUGUUUGUUUUAGUAGUCGUUUUCGGGAUCUGCUGGGCCCCGUUUCACACUGACCGUCUCAUGUGGAGUUUCAUCAAUGACUGGAGUGACAACCACCUAGAAAUCUUCGAGUAUGUGCACGUCAUCUCCGGAGUGUUUUUCUACCUAAGCUCAGCAGUCAACCCAAUCCUGUACAAUCUCAUGUCCACACGCUUUAGAGAAAUGUUCAAGGAGGUCAUGUGCCAUCGGCCACAUGACAUCACUCCCAGGAAACACUCACUCAGUGUCACCCGGAUGACGCUUCGCAGCACCCUGAGUGAUGCGCCACAAAGCAUUGUUGCUGCUGUCGUUGAAGCCGAGACAGAAGUUGGAGAAGUGAGAAUGAAAGAUGAAACCACUUUUUCGUGUUGAAAACAACUUAAAGGGCAUGUGAAGGGGGAUGUAUUGUGGACAGGAUUUCAUGGUAUAUAUUUCUAAACCACUGCAUACAUCAAUUGUCAUUCACUUUGAACAGGUAUAUCAGUUAAAUAAACUACCUGAAAUAGUCUGAGUGGAAAAACUGCAGAAAAAGCGGAAGAUGUCAGGCUGCAGUGUAAGGACCCGAUCAAACAGAGUGCUUUUUGCAGGUUCUAAAAGGUACCACACUGCCUUUUUUGUUGAAGCCUAUCAUUUUAAAAAAGAGCAGCUUUCUGCACGUUAUUUAGUAAGUUAGCUAAGUAGUAGCUAGCUGCCUUACUUACACAGGUGGAGGGCACUGAUCUGGCUCUGAAAGAGGAUGAGAGGCCAAAUAGUAUCACACUGGCAAAGCAAUGACCAGUAAACAUUAUUGGGGUUGCAUUAGCUAACGGUUAGCAAAGUUAGCUUAAUUGAGCUAGAUAACUAACUAUGUCACCACCACAGAAGGCCCGCCUCUCAAUUCAUCCGAUUGGACAAUGUGAUAUUGCUUGUUGCCUGCUCUGUAACCCAUGACUGCAACACACAUAAGGUCCAUGCCAACACGUUUUGUAGUUUGUAGAUAUCAUGCCACAUGUGGCAGUUGCUGCCACCCCUAAAAAUUGCCUUGCCACCCAAGCUGCCACCCCAGUCUUGAACAAUCUAAUUAAAAUAUAUAUACUGUAUAUAAAAAUGUUGUGGCUGUUUGAAGAUUUACAAGAGUGAAUCUCUGAUGUCCCAAUGCAAGUGAAUGCAGAAACACUCACGCUAGCGGCUGCUAGUCGUGCAGCUGCGGGAUAGAUAAAGAACUAAAUGUAAAUACAGAUCCUAUAUGUUAUCGAAUCAAUAGGUGGCAUUAGUAAACAGUCCUCUGUUUUGAUUUGUUCUAAUAAAAAAUCCUGGAAUUUGACAAGUUGAGAUGAACAAAGUGGACGAAUGCAUACAAAAGUUGGUAAAAGCCAGAAAGACGUUAUUAACUUUUAGAAACUUGUAUUAUAAAUACAGUAAGGAUUUGUGAAACACAACGGCGUAAAGUAACAACAAACUGAAGUUUCUUGCUAAACAAGAGAGUAUGAAAAAACUAAACAAACAAAAAUAAGACUGAGGAUAAUAAAAAAAAAUCUAGCAAAAGUGAAUGUCCUAUUGUUUUUAUGAUACUGCUACUUUAAUUGUCCAUAAUGUAAGGGAUAAGCCACACUUUAUGUACAGUUAUUAUUUAUAUCAAAUGAUUUGUAUUAUAAAUAUCAACGUUUCUUAGCACGUGCAAUAUUCUGUGAGAAUAUAUUCUGUAUAUUGUAUUGCUAUGUUCACAUAACAAAAAUGUUUGUCACCCCUGUAUCCUGUUUACAGUCGUGUUUGUGUGUUAAAUUUCUGCAAAAGCUUUUUAUUGUUCAUCAGUAUGGAAAAUAUUAUGAGAAAAAUGUAUCUCUAAUGAGAAGCAGCUUUUGGAUUGUUGUUGUUACAAACUUGUC
Messenger RNA from Cottoperca gobio, 2923 nucleotides. It is a transcript of the gene nmur1a, whose product is annotated as neuromedin U receptor 1a. NCBI's taxonomy places the organism in Eukaryota, Metazoa, Chordata, Actinopteri, Perciformes, Bovichtidae. Bases 126 to 1430 code for a protein of 434 amino acids. Gene Ontology annotation, biological process: neuropeptide signaling pathway. Gene Ontology annotation, molecular function: neuromedin U receptor activity. The transcript is spliced from 3 exons. The record is from RefSeq and is a predicted model, not a curated record. Gene Ontology annotation, cellular component: plasma membrane.